This is a messenger RNA of Mesocricetus auratus (golden hamster), 2094 nucleotides long. Its product is annotated as mast/stem cell growth factor receptor Kit-like. Gene Ontology annotation, molecular function: transmembrane receptor protein tyrosine kinase activity; ATP binding; cytokine binding. Gene Ontology annotation, biological process: positive regulation of cell migration; positive regulation of receptor signaling pathway via JAK-STAT; positive regulation of MAP kinase activity. NCBI's taxonomy places the organism in Eukaryota, Metazoa, Chordata, Mammalia, Rodentia, Cricetidae. Gene Ontology annotation, cellular component: signaling receptor complex. The record is from RefSeq and is a predicted model, not a curated record.
ACACUACAAUUUUCGUAAACAAUGGAGAGAAUGUAGAUUUGGUUGUUGAGUAUGAAGCCUACCCCAAACCUGAAUACCACCAGUGGAUAUAUAUAUGAACAGGACCGCCACUAACAAGGGGGAAGAUUAUCUCAAAUCCGAUAACCAAAGUAACAUCAGAUAUGUGAACGAGCUCCAUCUGACCAGGUUAAAAGGCACAGAAGGAGGCACUUACACCUUUCUGGUGUCCAAGUCUGAUGUCAGCGCUUCCGUGACAUUUAACGUUUAUGUGAACAGAAAGCCAGAGGCCCUGGCGUCUGAGAGGCUCACAAAUGGCAUGCUCCAGUGUGUGGCAGUGGGAUUCCCGGAGCCCACAAUAGACUGGUAUUUCUGUACGGGAGCAGAGCAAAGGUGUACCGUUUCUGUCCCACCAGUGGAUGUACAGAUCCAGACCGCUUCUGUGUCUCCAUUUGGAAGACUGGUGGUUCAGAGUUCCAUAGACUCCAGUGUCUUCCGGCACAAUGGCACAGUGGAGUGUAAGGCCUACAACGAUGUGGGCAAGAGUUCUGCCUUCUUUAACUUUGCAUUUAAAGAGCAAAUCCAGCCCCACACGCUGUUCACACCGCUGCUCAUUGGCUCCGUGGUCACAGCUGGCAUAAUGAGCAUCAUUGUGAUGGUUCUUGCCUACAAAUAUUUACAGAAACCCAUGUAUGAAGUACAAUGGAAGGUUGUCGAGGAGAUAAAUGGAAACAAUUAUGUUUACAUAGACCCGACACAACUUCCUUAUGAUCACAAAUGGGAGUUUCCCAGAAACAGGCUGAGUUUUGGGAAGACGUUGGGUGCCGGUGCCUUCGGGAAGGUUGUUGAAGCCACUGCAUAUGGUUUGAUUAAGUCGGAUGCUGCCAUGACAGUCGCGGUGAAGAUGCUCAAACCAAGUGCCCAUUUAACGGAAAGAGAGGCCCUCAUGUCAGAACUGAAGGUCCUGAGCUACCUGGGCAAUCACAUGACUAUCGUGAAUCUCCUUGGAGCCUGCACUGUGGGAGGGCCCACCCUGGUCAUUACAGAAUAUUGUUGCUAUGGUGAUCUCUUAAAUGUUUUGAGAAGAAAACGUGAUUCAUUUAUUUUCUCGAAGCAAGAAGAUCAGACAGAAACGGCACUUUAUAAGAGCCUCCUGCAUUCAAAGGAGACUUCCUGCAGUGACAGUACAAAUGAGUACAUGGACAUGAAGCCUGGAGUUUCCUAUGUUGUACCAACAACAGACAAAAGAAGGUCCACAAGAAUAGACUCGUAUAUAGAAAGAGAUGUGACUCCUGCCAUCAUGGAAGAUGACGAGCUGGCUCUGGACCUGGAAGAUUUGUUGAGCUUCUCCUACCAAGUGGCCAAGGGCAUGACGUUCCUUGCCUCCAAGAAUUGUAUUCACAGAGACUUGGCAGCCAGGAACAUCCUUCUCACUCAUUGUCGGAUCACAAAGAUUUGUGACUUUGGUCUAGCCAGAGACAUCAGGAAUGAUUCGAAUUAUGUGGUUAAAGGAAACGCCCGACUGCCCGUGAAGUGGAUGGUACCAGAGAGCAUUUUCUGGAUGGUACCAGAGAGCAUUUUCAACUGCGUGUACACAUUUGAAAGUGACGUCUGGUCCUAUGGGAUUUUCCUGUGGGAGCUGUUCUCUUUAGGAAGCAGCCCCUACCCAGGGAUGCCAGUCGAUUCCAAGUUUUACAAGAUGAUCAAGGAAGGCUUCCGGAUGCUGAGUCCGGAACAUGCCCCUACAGAAAUGUAUGACGUAAUGAAGACUUGCUGGGAUGCCGACCCCCUGAAAAGGCCGACCUUCAAGCAGGUUGUGCAGCUCAUUGAGAAGCAGAUCUCAGAGAGCACCAAGCAUAUUUACUCCAACUUAGCAAACUACAAUCCCAACCCGGAGAACCCCGUGGUGGUGGACCAUUCUGUGAGGGUCAAUUCCGUCGGCAGCAGCGCUUCUUCAACCCAGUCCUUGCUCAUGCACGAAGACGCCUAAGCACAAGUCACGGCCAGCAGGCUUCCCUGCUGUGUCUCCCCGAUUCUGGGGCCGGAGAUUAAACCACCAGCCAGGAGGGUGAGAAGUCUGGGAGAGCUGUGAGAACU